Messenger RNA from Nicotiana tabacum (common tobacco), 858 nucleotides. Lineage: Eukaryota; Viridiplantae; Streptophyta; Magnoliopsida; Solanales; Solanaceae. The record is from RefSeq and is a predicted model, not a curated record.
UUUUCGCUUGUUCCCACAAUUAAUAAAACAAAGGUGCCACACACUUUCCAAAUUGGCAAAUUCAAGAAACAAUUCUCUGUCAUUAGCAACCAGCCAAACGUAAAGAGGCACUUUGGACGAUAAUAAGGUAACACAAAAGAGGGGUCCAAAGAAUGUCAAAAUGGGCAGCGGCUAUUCUUCAUCUUUUUCACAAAGCAGCAGCACUUGCUUAACACACUAUUGUGCUACCGCUCCUUUUCAACUCCAAGAAUCACACUCAAACUCUUUAAAUUUCUGCUCAGCCACUAGAUUCUUGGAACCCCAUCUUCACAAAUCUUCCAAAAUUUUAAUACCUAAAUCCCCAUUUUCGGCAAUCUUGCCAUUGAAGUGUGCUAAAAAAAUGCAGACCCAAGUGGAAGAUUCUGUGAAACCCAUUGUUGAUCCUCAUGAUAUUGACCCGAAAUUGCUGCAGAAACUUUCUUAUGAUGCACUUGUCUUUUGCUCUCUUCGUGGUCUUGUUGUUGGUGACAGGAAUUCAGAGAAAUCAGGAACUGUUCCUGGUGUUGGUAUGGUUCAUGCUCCAGUUGCUCUUUUACCAAUGUCAUUCCCUGAAAGUCAAUGGAAGCAAGCUUGUGAAGUUGCUCCAAUUUUCAAUGAACUCGUCGAUCGUGUGAGUCAGGAUGGAGAAUUUUUGCAGCAAUCACUGUCUAGGUUGGUAAUUUUCUCAUUUGCACAUAAUUGCUACUGUGCUUAUUAUGCCCUUAAAAAUGUACUGAAACUGAAUGCACAAGUCUCUAGUAUAUAUGCCUGUAUACUUGUAAUAGUUUGUCCUGGCUGACAUAUAACAUAGUUCAGGUCUUUGGGGAUUGAAAGAGAUAA